AUGGACAUCAUCACUGAAGCGGCAGUUGCGCCCUUCCAGUACGGAUUCAUGGUCCGGGCACUGUUCGUCUCCAUUCUCGUCGGAAUAAUGUGCCCGGUACUCGGCGCGUACGUCGUAGUCAGAGGUCUUGGGUUCAUGAGCGAUGGCUUGGCCCACUCUCUGCUCCCUGGACUGGUUGUCGCUGCCCUGCUAGUGGCGGUCAUCUCCUCAGAAUGGAUCAUUCUGGUCCCCAACGCCAUUGCGUUCGCACUGCUGAUUGGCUUCCUGUCGAAACGCACGGGCCUUAGUGAAGAUACCUCGAUAGGCAUUCUGUUUGCCGGCCUGUUCGCGCUGGGCCUUACAUUGCUGACCGCGGCGCGAGGGCUAAAGGUCAGUCUGGAAUCCGUUCUUCUAGGUCAAGUGCUAGGAGUAUCACAAGACGAUGUGUUGGUGACUGCCGCAUUGGCGGUCGUCGUUGUGGUGCUGCUCUUUGCGCUCCACAAGGAGAUGGUGUUCGCCACGUUCGAUCCGCUGGGGGCCUCGGUUAUGGGCUUGCCACCCCGGGUUCUGGACUACGUGCUACUCGUGCUGCUGGCUGUCGUGAUCCUGAUCGCUCUGCAAGCGGUUGGCAUAGUGCUCGUGUGA
Molecule: messenger RNA, 624 nt
Organism: Geodia barretti
Lineage: Eukaryota; Metazoa; Porifera; Demospongiae; Tetractinellida; Geodiidae
Source: the annotation of a GenBank genome assembly